AUGCGCAAUUCUGCGUUGCCGUAUAGCCCCGUGUCCACCCAUACGACGCUCGAGGACGCAAAGCUGGCACUGCACGCGUUCGAUGCAUUCGAUUAUAUCACAGCCUAUAAUUACGGUACCUUUCGCAAUGCCUCAGUGUAUCGCUGCAUCUCGCAUAAGGCAUGCGAUCGUCGUCUACGCAUCGUCGAAAAAGUAAAUGACGAGGAUGAGAUUCCCGUCACUUUUCAACUAGCAGUUCACGGAGAGCACGGGUCUCAAGUAACAAACCGGAAACGAAUUGGUAUCGAUCUUCUGGUAAAAGGAGAAGUAGACGAGCUACUGGCAAGAGGCAUGAGUCUUAAAAAGUGUCGUCUUGCACUUCAACGCAAGUAUGCAGAUGAACCGGAAAUGCUAGCAAAGAUACCUGAUGAAAACAGAUUGAGGAACAGACGCAUCACGCUUCGUAAGAAGGGCUGGAAGAAUUCGAAAGCAGUGCUUCCAUCGAUGACAAUGUGUGAACGACUUGUGAAAGCUGCCGAAUGGGACGAAAGCUCGGACUCCGCUCCGGAGGUGAAUUCGAGUAUGGAGGAUGACACAAGCGAGGAGCAACAAAUAGAGGUUGCUAAAGGCAAUCCUUGUACAGAACAAGACGAACAGUUUGACAAGAAACGAUUGAUGGAGGAGUUUACAGCACACCCUGGUCGACCAGUGUUUUGGAAUAUCUUGAAGAGGACAACUUUUCUGGAAUGUGAGAAUAAUGACGUAAUGACCGAGUGGAUUACUGGUCAGGUGAUUGGAUGGCAGACCAAAAAAAAUGCGCCAACAAAGUGGAUUGUGCGCUAUUCAGACGGUGUGAAACAACCAUUUCAGUUGGAACAGCUGAUUGAUGAAAUGAAUGCGGCAGCACGUGUGGGACUGGAUGUUAGGGGUCGUUGUGGAGUUUUCUGUUGA
This is a messenger RNA of Plasmopara halstedii, 930 nucleotides long. RefSeq lists its product as uncharacterized. The coding region runs from base 1 to 930 and encodes 309 amino acids. The transcript has a single exon. Lineage: Eukaryota; Oomycota; Peronosporomycetes; Peronosporales; Peronosporaceae. The record is from RefSeq and is a predicted model, not a curated record.